Molecule: messenger RNA, 3186 nt
Organism: Chanos chanos (milkfish)
Lineage: Eukaryota; Metazoa; Chordata; Actinopteri; Gonorynchiformes; Chanidae
Product: B-cadherin
Exons: 16
Coding region: 126-2783 (885 amino acids)
Biological process (GO): cell morphogenesis; cell-cell adhesion mediated by cadherin; calcium-dependent cell-cell adhesion
Cellular component (GO): plasma membrane; cytoplasm; adherens junction
Molecular function (GO): cadherin binding; calcium ion binding; beta-catenin binding
Source: RefSeq, a predicted model, not a curated record
UGUUGCUUAUUUGCUCAACUGAGGGCGAGUAUCCUACUUUUCGGUAGUCUUCUUGUGAAAACGAAUAGGAGUCGGUGAUCGUACCCAAGUGAACACAGAGGAUUACAGUUUGUUUUAUUGAUCUAAUGGAAGGUUUUCGGAUUUUACACUUGGGAAUAAUACUUUUCCUAGCACAGGCAUUGUCACCCGGAUAUACGGAAGAGUCGCCAUGCUCACCUGGAUUUGAGUCAGAUUUGCUUAUUUUCAAAGUGCAUCGUGUGCACCUUCAUAGAGGCCGGAGACUCGGAAAAGUGGUUUUCAAUGACUGCAGUGGACGCACACGGACACUGUUUGACUCGGCAGACACACGCUUUCAAGUGGACACUGAUGGGACGCUGAAAGUAAAGAGGCGAGUAUCCCUGCAUGAGGGACACAAGACGUUUUCCAUCAGUGCUUGGGAUUCCAACAGCAAGAAACACACAGUAGCUGUUAAACUGGAGCUUGAACCCAGAGAGGACUAUAAACAUGCCCAAGAAGCGAAGGUGGCCACGCCUGCACAGCCUGAGUUUGCCCAAGCUCCUCUAGUUCUGGAGUUUCCAAAGUCAUCAGGCGGGCUGAAAAGAAGAAAGAGGGACUGGGUCAUUCCCCCCAUCAACUUCCCAGAGAAUGACAGAGGCCCUUUUCCCAAAGAGAUGGUGCAGAUCAAGUCCAGCAAUGCUAAAGAAAUCGCAAUCACCUACAGCGUCACGGGUCCAGGAGCAGACCAGCCUCCUGUGGGACUUUUCACUAUUAACAGAAACAGUGGUUGGCUUUAUGUGACUCAGCCCUUAGACAGAGAGAGACAAGAUAAAUACACGCUUCAAGCUCAUGCUGUGGGAGCUGGUGGACAGGUAGUUGAGGACCCCAUGGAUAUCAUUAUCAAUGUAAUUGAUAUGAAUGAUAAUAAGCCUGUCUUUACACAAAAUCCCUUCCUUGGAAGUAUUGAUGAGGCAGCAAAACCAGGUACUGAGUUCAUGAAGGUUGAAGCCACUGAUGCUGAUCAGCCUGGAACAGACAACUCUGAUCUCAGAUACUCCAUUGUGAGUCAGGAACCUAAAAUGCCGCAUGACAACAUGUUUGCCAUCAACCCUGUGACUGGAGGUAUUCGACUGAGUUUAAGUGGUCUGGACAGAGAGAAAUAUCCCAAAUACACACUGGAAAUCCAAGUAGCAGAUAUGAAAGGAGAUGGUGCUGCAGUCCUUGGGAAAGCUGUGAUUACUGUAACAGACAGCAAUGACAAUGCACCUCAGUUUGAACAGACAUCGUACACAGUGUCAGUUCCAGAGAAUGAAGUGGGAUAUGUGGUUGUGAAAAUGCCAGUCACUGAUGGGGAUGAGCCAAACACACCUGCCUUCUGGACCAAGUACAAAAUUAUUAGUGGUGACACUAAUGGAGCAUUCAACAUAACUACAGGACCCAAUAAGAUGGAGGGCAUCAUUACCACUGCUAAGCCCCUUGACUUUGAGAAAAACAGCAAAUACACACUGUUGGUGAUUGUGGAAAACGAUGUUCCGUUUGCUUCCCCUCUGGCCACCUCCACUGCCACUGUCACUGUGGAUGUGACUGAUGUGAAUGAGGCUCCAGUCUUUAAACCAGUGAAGUUGAGCAUUACCAAACCUGAAGACCUGCCUGUUGGCGCUGAUUUGGCUCUUUAUACAGCCACUGAUCCAGACACAGCCAUGAAACAGAAAGUGUCCUAUAAGACUGGCCAUGAUCCUGCUGGCUGGCUUUCUGUCAGUAAAGACACUGGACUGAUCAAGGUGAAGAGCCCCAUGGACAGAGAGUCUCUAUUUGCCAAGGAUGGGAAAUACACAGCUACCAUUCUCGCCAGUGACGAUGCGGAUGUUCCAGCCACUGGUACAGGGACCCUUGAAAUAACCUUGGAAGAUGUGAAUGAUAAUGCCCCCACCAUUGUAGAAAGAUCAUUCUCAAUCUGUAACAAGGAUCCUGCCCCUAUACUGCUGUCUGUAACAGAUAAAGAUGGGCCUGGGUUUGCUGCUCCCUUCCAUGUGGAGCUCCAGGGAGACAGCAGGAACAACUGGACCGCCAGAAUGAAUGACACAAAAACUGGCAUCAUACUGACGCUUAAGACACGGUUGGCAGCAGAUUCUUACAACGUUGUGCUAAAGGUCUCUGAUAAUCAGCAUGAAUCUCAAGCCAGUUCAGUUACAGUCAAAGUGUGUGACUGUCAAGGAAAUGACGUUCAGUGCUCAGAGGGGCGAGCAGCAGGUGUUGGAUUGCCAGUGAUUCUAGGAAUUUUGGGAGCUGUCCUUGGUCUACUAUUGCUAGUUCUUCUACUGUUAAUGUUUAUGAGGCGGAGAAGCACCGUGAAGAAGGAACCCCUUCUUCCAGAGGAUGAUGUGAGGGACAAUAUUUACUACUAUGACGAGGAAGGAGGUGGAGAGGAUGAUCAGGACUAUGACUUGAGCGUGCUGCACAGAGGCCUUGAUAACAGACCCGACGUGUUCCGCAAUGAUGUUGCUCCUACCUUCAUGGCCGCACCCCAGUACCGUCCACGACCAGCUAACCCAGACGACAUAGGCAACUUCAUUGAUGAUAAUCUGAAGGCCGCCGACAAUGACCCUACUGCUCCACCUUACGAUUCACUGUUGGUGUUUGAUUACGAGGGUGGAGGCUCGGAGGCAGGUUCCCUCAGCUCCCUCAACUCCUCCAGCUCAGGAGGGGACCAGGAUUAUGACAACCUUAAUGAGUGGGGUCCACGCUUCAAGAAACUGGCAGAUAUGUAUGGAGGAGGAGAGGACUGACAGCUUUCAUGCUUUACUGAUCGUCAGUCUGAGAGUUCACAACAUUCACGUGAGGCACGUGAACGGGUUUGAAACUUUUGAAUUGUGUAAAUAUAGACCCUGUUUCUCUCUUUGUUUCACUGGUCUUUUUGCAGUGUCAGAUUAUAUGUGGGAAGUGCUGUACAUCUAAUGUGUCUUCUCAAGAAUUUUGACGUUCACUUUGACUACCUUUUUAAUAAACUUUUUUUUUUUUUAAACUUUUGAGCAUUGCUUAUAGCCAAAUAGUGGUGAAUUUUGUAGAAGCACUGAGUCAAACAGAUAGGUAAAUGAUUAUAUAAUAUGAACUUCUUAGUUAUCUGCCUUUUGUUUUAAACAAUAUAAUUUUUAUAAUGAACAUACUGAAUUGCAGUGAAAUUUCAAGAAU